UGAGGUUUUAUGCUUCAAACAAGCCGCUUAAGCCAAGUUAAAAUGCGUAUCAAAUUUCACACGGUAAAUUGUGUAAAUAUAUGUGGCGCUAAACGGCGGCUUAAACACAGGGUAUUUUAUAUAUUGGACAUACAUCUUCCUCGAUUAAAUUCUAGUGUUAAAAUGACUUCGAACGAAGGUAUGUCUUUACAUGGAGAAAACGAUUUAGAUAUGAUGAAUAAGAAUACUGACAAUGGGAAACCUGUCCCAGAGAAGGGAAUUGAAAACACAGGAUGUAACGAUGAAAAUCUUACAGAUGCUAAAAAUAAUGACUUGCAAAGUUCGACCGACAGACAACAAACGAAAAUGCCUUCUUCCAAGGAGUCGAUAAAGCAAUCAGAAUCUCAUGGUUUAAUAGAGCUUAACAAAUUAAAUGGAGAAGCAAACGGUACAGUCGCAGGGGAGGUUCCAAACGAUGGAGAACCGCCUAAUAAACGAGAUUCCUGGGGUGGUAAACUUGAAUUUGUACUUGCCUCUCUGGGUUUAGCAGUUGGCGGCGGAAACGUGUGGCGUUUCCCGUACCUUUGUCAAAGAAAUGGCGGAGGUGCAUUCUUGAUUCCGUUCUUCACCUGCAUGAUUCUCGAGGGAUUUCCACUCAUGAUUUUGGAAUACACAAUUGGCCAAAGAUUCCGAACAACUGCUGUAAGCAGUUUCAAGCAAAUGCAUCCAGCUUUAAUGGGAGUUGGUAUUGGUUGUAUGAUUGUCUCCAUUUAUUUCUGCCUUUAUUACAUCGUGAUAAUAACUUGGUGUGUGUAUUACUUCUUCAUUUCACUCACCAAAGAUCUGCCGUGGAUUCGUGAUGAACUAUGCCCGAAAGCUGCAAAUUAUACUGGCCUUCAGAGCAACUACACAUACUAUAAGGACCUUGUUUCAAACGCAACUGUCAAUUCGAGCGAGUAUUUCGAUUUUAAGCACCAAAGAGAUUCAUAUAAACAACAGGUUGAAAAUUUCACUGAUUGCUGUGUGCGUGAUCCUUCAAUGUGGUAUUUCUACUCGUCGACACUGCAGGUGUCCACUGAUAUAGAUGAUUACGGUGAAGGGGUGAAUGCCAAGUUAUUUGGUUGUUUAAUUCUUGCUUGGUUUCUUACCUACAUUUGUAUUGCAAAAGGAAUUAAGACCAGCGGCAAGGCUGUUUACUUCACCGCAACGUUUCCUUACGUCAUCUUGUUUAUCUUUUUCUUCCGUGGAAUAACUUUGGAAGGAGCUGCUGAUGGUAUUCGAGUAUUUUUUGAACCAGAUUUCUCAAAGUUGUCUGAACCAACAGUAUGGAAAGACGCUGCCACUCAGAUGUUUUAUAGUAUCAGCGUGGGAUUUGGUGCGAUGAUCACGUUUGCGAGUUACAAUAAUUUCCACAACAAUGUUGUCCGCGAUGCUCUCAUCGUUGUAACUCUUGAUGCCGCCACAUGUGUGUUUGCUGGGGUGACGGUCUUUUCCAUCUUAGGAUAUAGACAACACAUUACUGGUAUACCCGUAACUGAGGUUGGCGGUGGUCCUGGUUUAGCUUUUAUAACAUUCUCAGAUGCUUUUCUACGUCUGGACGCCUCUCCGUUUUGGGCCGCAAUGCUCUUCCUCAUGUUGUUUUUGCUGGGUAUCGACAGCGAAUUUGGAACGAUGGAAGCUGCGAUUACUCCUAUUUUUGAUGCCAAUAUCCUCCCAAAAUGGAUGAAAAAAUGGAUGUUCACAGGUAUCGUGGCCAUUGCGUUGAUGCUCUGUGCUUUGCCGUUUUUAACCGGGAAAGGAUACUACAUCUUCCAGACGUUUGAUGAUUGGUCCGGAUCUCUUCCUCUUGUCGUUAUUGCUUUAUUCCAGUGCAUUGCUGUGGCCUGGGUGUAUGGAAAUGAUAAGUUUGCUGAGGACAUCAAACUUAUGACAGGAAAACGUCCAUGGAUUGGUUGGAUGGUUUGUUGGAAGUAUAUAUCUCCAAUACUAUUGUUCCUCGUCCUCAUUGGCGUUUUGUACACAAGUUCGUCUGAAACCGCCCAAUACUCCGCUUUUGUUGGCUGUGCUCAGGAUCCAUACAGUCAUAAAUUUCCUGGAAGCGAUUCCUGGACAACGAGAUUGGACUACCCAGCCUGGGCGCAGGGUUUCAUUGCAAUCAUGGUGAUGUUGCCUAUUCUGCCAAUAUUCAUUUGCAUCAUCUAUUACUGGCCUUCAAAUUGGCGUUCUGCUUUCUAUAACAAGUUUUGUACUGGAGUGACGAAUUACUUGCCCGACCCGAGCAGAGGUGGCACACAGGAAUACUCAAUGACACAUCCUCCUGGGGAAAACGUGAACCAAUCAACCGUUCCUGUGGCCUGAUUGCAACUAUUUAUUCUUCUUGUUUGAUUAGUAGAAUAUAUGUGAUGUGCAUUAAUAGCUCAAUAGUGAAGUCUUAGUUACGAUAGAAUAGAAUAUUUUAGUGUAGUUUGUAAACCAACUUGUCAUUGUUUUAAUUUGUGUACUCUACCUGUUUUAUGUUCAUGUUUUGAAUCCUGUGUAAACUACUAGAAAUGUUCCAUGUAUAAGUUGUUCGUUAUUAACAAGAAAUUUUAGAUUAACCAUUUUUACAAAUAAGAUAAUGUCUUAACCUAGGUUGAGUACAGCUAUAUACAUCUUUAGUUUAUUAAAAUGUAUUUAUGUCUCUUGCAUGUUGGAUUACAGAGUAAAUGUAAGUGUAUAUAAUGCCAUUUAAAUUAUAAUGCAUAAAUGUAAUUAUGUCAUGUUCGCAUGAGCAUUUCGUUAUAUUUCUUGCAAUAGUCAAUACAUGUUGAGUUUUGUGAAAGUAUUUAAUGAUAUA
Molecule: messenger RNA, 2815 nt
Organism: Dendronephthya gigantea
Lineage: Eukaryota; Metazoa; Cnidaria; Anthozoa; Malacalcyonacea; Nephtheidae
Product: sodium-dependent neutral amino acid transporter B(0)AT1-like
Exons: 11
Coding region: 10-2337 (775 amino acids)
Biological process (GO): sodium ion transmembrane transport
Cellular component (GO): membrane
Source: RefSeq, a predicted model, not a curated record